This is a messenger RNA of Chiloscyllium plagiosum (whitespotted bambooshark), 4438 nucleotides long. RefSeq names its product early estrogen-induced gene 1 protein-like. NCBI's taxonomy places the organism in Eukaryota, Metazoa, Chordata, Chondrichthyes, Orectolobiformes, Hemiscylliidae. The record is from RefSeq and is a predicted model, not a curated record.
GAGAGUCCGCCGCUGACAGGAGGAGGCGGGCCGGCGGGGACGGGAGGCCGGAGAGAGCGAGGGCGGGCAGUCACUCACACUCACACACUCAGCAGCAGCAGCACGGGGUACAGAGCCUCCGUGUGCGGAUCCGCGUCCACCCCGCGGGGGGGAGUAAAAGGGAAAGCCGAGACACCCCCCUCCCUCACAUCCCCGCCCGCCCUCCCUCAGUUACCGCCGAGUGGCCCAUGAGGAGCUGGUCCGCCCCGCACGGCGCCCAUGCCCAGCUCCAGGGGCAACGGAUGCGGCCCGAGCGCCGAGCCGUGCGUCCCCGGGCCUGAGUCCCGCACCGAGUCGGCAGCCCCGGGCUGAGUGAGCGACGCCGGGCCUGUGUGUGUCCGCGGGCUUGGGCGGCGGGGGGGUGUCUCCCGCUGCUCCAUCUCCGCCUGUCUCUCACCCCCCUCUGUCCCUGUGCUGCACACACCCCCCUCACCCUCCCCCUCCGGGCGGGAGGUAAUCCCGAAGGUUGCAAGGGGGUGUGGGGAGCGGGGAGUCGGUUUGUCAGUCACUCUCUGCCUCCCCCGAGCCGCGGAAUCACCGCCCGGGCCCCAUGGCUUUCAUCAUGAAGAAGAAGAAGUUCAAGUUCCAGACCAUCUUCAGCCUGGAGGAGCUGGCCGCCGUGCCGUUCGUCAACGGGGUGCUCUUCUGUAAAAUCCGCCUCCUGGAUGGUGGGGAUUUCACCCAGCUUUCAAGCAGGGAGGAAGUUCAAGAGAAUUGUGUUCGUUGGCAGAAGAAAUUCAGUUUCAUUUGCAAGAUGAGUGCAAAUCCAGCAACUGGUGUACUGGAUCCUUGUAUCUGCAGAGUAUCAGUACGAAAGGAACUGAAAGGUGGAAAGGCAUUUUCUAAGCUCGGAUUUGCUGACCUCAACCUAGCGGAGUUUGCAGGUUCAGGCUCCACUGCUCGCUGCUGUUUAUUGGAGGGUUAUGACACAAAGAAUACACGACAGGACAACUCUAUCCUGAAGGUCACUAUAGGCAUGCAACUGUUGUCAGGAGAUCCUUGUUUCAAAACGCCUGCGUGUACUGCCAAGUCUAUUUCAAUACCAGGCCAAGACAGCUCCUUACAGCUGGACUGUAAGGGAGAUGGGACCAUAGACAAUACUGUUGCCUCCGGGGGCUUGCAUUCAGUGAGGCAGCCAAAACCUCGGCCUCCACUCAGUUCAGGUCUGACUGAAGAUGCCGAUCAGACCCCGUCCAGCCCAGAUGAAGUAUUUCAAACUGGUCAUUCUCGGAAUUCCAGCUAUGCCAGUCAGCAUUCAAAAGUGUCAGGUUACAGCACUGAGCACUCUCGGUCCUCUAGCCUUUCGGACCUAACUCACCGGCGUAACACAUCCAGCAGCAGCAGUGCCUCUGGAGGGCUCAGCAUAACCAUUGAGAGCACAGAUGGAGAGAAGGAACACAAAGUGGAGCGACCACCCAGGCCCCCAAGGCCAGCACACCCACCAGAAAGGCCACCCAGGUACACAGCUGUUCUGUUUAAAAGAGGUAGUUCCCUAUCUCUGGAUAGUGCACAUCCUGAUAGCAGGACCCACAGAAGACGAAAAAAGGAAACUGUCGAGAGUCAACCUACUUGGGUUGAUGAUACCAGAAUCGAUGCAGAUGACAUUGUGGAGAAAAUUGUGCAGAGUCAAGAUUUCACAGAUGUCAGUAAUGCUGAAGACAGUAAUUUGAGGCUGUUUGUAAGUAGAGAUGGAACAACAGCACUCGGUGGUAUUCAGCUGGGGAACAGGGUGUCUGCGGGUGUCUUUGAGCCUGUUGUUAUUGAGAGCCGUUGAGAAACUUGAGCCACUCUGCAUCUACUUAACCACUUUCCAUUUGAGCUCCUUGCCUACAGCACAUCUAGUCUUAUCCUUCAGGUCAUGCCACCCACCAGCUCAGCUGGACUGAAGAAGGAGGGUGGCCACUUACAUCAAACAACAGCCCCACUCCCCACCUCAAGAAGUGGCUGAUGUUGAUUCUGACUUCAUUGAAGUAUUUAGGGAAUUGGUUGGGACGUGGCUCCCAUUUUAAAGAAAAGACCUCCCAUUAUUUCUGUUGCAGUGCUUACUGAACCAGUACAGAGAUCAGGAUUUAAUUUCAGAAAUAGUUUGUUUUUGUGACAUUGAAAUGUUGUUCAAGAAAUCCUCUUGAAACACAACAAUUAAUUGCCAAAACACUUGUGGCUGAGUGUUUUUUUAAAGGGGACGGUUUUUCCUUGAAAUAUUGUCCUCCCAGUGUUGUUCCAUGGUAAAGCAGUGCGCUCACUACCCUCCUCCUCGACCAUUUAGAGACCAGGGCUAAAGACUGCACAUCGCACUGUCAAUAUUGCAUAAAGAGGACACUUUUAAAUGCUUUGGAAAAUUUUAUUCUGUUUCGCCCCAGACAUUUAAGUUGCUGUGCGUGUGAGGAAAUCAGUUUGUUUUGAUCCACCAAAAUUGAUUGUGAUUUUGGUUACUAGAAAACACAAAUUUUUCACUUAAUUAUAACAGUUUCAGCAUAAUUGCUGUCAAGUGAAGGAGGUUCAUUUUUUAAAAAAAAUCAAAAUAGUGAUCGUCCCAAUUCUAAAUCAAUGUAUCAACCAUGAUGCUAUUAACGGACACAUCAAAUACGGUGAUGUCUUUGCACGGAGUAUUUGUGUAUCUGUGGGGUGUUGGAUUUCUCUUGAAAUGAAGUAAUAGGAUUUUUUUGUUUCUAUGUCCAGUAGUGACACUUUUUGUGAUUUCUGAUGCUUCUGACUCAUGUCAAGAACUUGACAUAUUCAUGCACAUAUAUUGUUCCUUAAUGCAUGUUGUUGGAACGUAUUUCUUUAUGGGCAUGGAGCAGAUUCGUUCAUGUUCAUAAAUCAGUUGUUUUUUUAUAGUUGAGCUUCAAAAGAAGAUAAAUCCGAUAUAUGUUUUAACCAUACUAUCUGAACGGUUACUAAAAGGCUGGCUUUAAAGACUCCAGUCUAGUGGAGUGCUGUUGCAAUAACAGUAACCUAGUCAGAAGGUAUUCUGAAGAGAAAUGGAUCCUGUGUGCUGUACGAUCUUCUUGCAAAGACUAAUAAUGCACCACUGAACCAGCCACUGGAUGACUAUUAAUACCUUUUAUUUGUGCUCAGCUGUUCAGAAUGGUAGUGGGCAAAUGCUGACCUUGUGGAAAUUCUGAUGUUUCCUUAUUGUUGAAUUAUAUUGGAAGGGACAGCUACUGAUUCCAAACUUUGGUCUUGUCUCAUAAGCCGUUAGUAAGUGGCCUUUAGUACAGGCUUUUCCUGCUUUGAAACAAAGUUACUGUAAAUCUUUGGGGGUGAAAUUUGUUUUUGUUCCAGAUUGAUUAUGGGCCAUUAGAGUACACUUUUACUUCCCAAUCAAUCUGAGGGAUUUGCUAAAGAAGUGCCAUGGAUUUUUGCUACACAGUAUUAACAGCUGGCUGCGUAUUUUGUUCAAUACUGUGCUAGUGCAACACUCGAUUCUAGCCCAUUGAAGUGUCUAGUGAGGAGAAUUGAGAGUUUGGGAAUUGCAGUUCUCCACGUUGCUUGUCUCUGACCUGUUGGGCUGCGAGUGUGUAAUCUGAUGGGUCCAGAUCUUGGUCUAUUCAGGCCUGAGCCAGUUUGCUGCCACUGGUGUAACAAAUGAGUCCAGUGAUUCAUCGCGAGAGGCUGUAGCUCUUUAAAAAUGUCAUUUUCCUGUUCCUGUCUGAACAUGCUGGCUUUGGUUAGCUAUGCACUUUGAAGACUUGUAUAUUUCCUACACUAGCCUUGUCCUCUUGCUUAUUGCAUGCCACUUGUGAAUAUUGUGGCUCAGUUUAACGUAAUGUGAACAGUUAACUUGUCCACUAUCUGUAUCUGUGGUAAAUUUGAGGCCUAAAACUCAAGGCUACAAUGAAUCUUAACUCUUGAUUUUUGUACUGUUUUAAUAACUGUUCUGUGACAACUAGUGUGAGGAAAAUCUUAAGUUUUUUUUAAAUGCAGAGCCAAAAUUAACACUUAACCUGCUGGGAUAUUACCUCUGUUGCACAGACUGGUUCAUAAAUAACAAAAGGUACCACCUUCAAGCAACUAAAAUCUGCAUAUUCGUUCAAAAACAUCUUUCUGGCCCCUCUUAUUUAACCACUGAAGUACAGGUUACUUGAAGAUGCAAAAUAAUGCCCAUUUAGUCAAAUAAUAUAGAAAUAGAAGGUCUUUCAUUUUAAUUAUAAUGAAUCUUGUACUCAGUGUUGACACUGAGAUGUAAAACCCCAUCAAGCUCACCCUCCCGUUUUACUGAGUGGAUGUCUUCUUGACUUCAUGCUAAUCCCCUGCCAAAGCUGGUUCUAUCCAAAACAUGUUUGCAAGUGAGAUUCCUGUGUGUUCAGUAAUUCCAAAGUGAACAAAGUUAACAAUCAGACAAUGCCAGGUUAUAGUCCAACAGGAUUAAUUGGAAGCACUAGCUUUUGGAGUGCAG